Messenger RNA from Nicrophorus vespilloides, 4434 nucleotides. RefSeq lists its product as uncharacterized. Lineage: Eukaryota; Metazoa; Arthropoda; Insecta; Coleoptera; Silphidae. The transcript is spliced from 7 exons. The record is from RefSeq and is a predicted model, not a curated record. The coding region runs from base 272 to 4216 and encodes 1314 amino acids.
GAUUUUACCUGAACGCACGCCUCAAUAAUAAUAUCACUUAGUCUCGUUCGGUGUUUUUUGCCGUGAAGGUGAUCUCCAACAAUAAAUACUUUGCUUUCGUUUGCGCCUCUCCGGUACCAAAUGCCAUCAGGAGUUUACCUAGUUUACCUAGUUUUUCAGUUAUUUUAGUGCAGUUUUUUUUUCCAAACGCCAGUUUUUUUGUUCUUAUUUAUUUAUUUUUUGGGAUUACUAUGCUUUUCUAAACUUAGUUCGCUAAACCAAAGUCGCCCAAAUGCCUAGAGAGGGUGCAAGGGCCGGUGCUUUGAGUGGUGACGGAGAGGGUCACCUGUUGAGGUCACCUGUACGAAAAGAGAGGCUGUCGAAAUCGAAACAGGAACUUGCCGAAGAAGCUGCAAGGGUCAUCCAUCAAGCUGACAAAGUCGACUGUGUCAGCAAAGGCGGAGUCCAUCCCGACAAGUUCUACACACUUCCCGCAAGGAAGAAGCACCCUGACUUCAAUCCAAACUCCCUCGGACGCAGCACGAAGCGACGAAACAGCGACGAAGUGACACCACCUAAAAAACCACCGAGAACUUUUGCAUUCAACAGUGGAAGCAACAACAGCAAACCGGCUCAGCGUUCAUCGAUCUUCAAUAUCUUCUCGAAAACCGAAAAGGAACCGAAACCCAAGAAGUCGAAUUUGAGGAGAAGUGUGAGCGAUGCUAGCAAUUUGAAAACGCACAAUAACAAUGUUAGAUCGAGAACGAUCAGCGAAUCAGAAGAUACGCCGAAUCUGAAGACUAAGAAACAGCUAUCUCCGAUCAUCGAAGUUACACAGCGAGAAGAUUACUUCGCUCCCGCAGAUAACUUGAGACAAAGCGCGAGUUUUAAGGAAAACAAUAAAAAUGUAGAAAACGAAAUAAAGCCGCCAGCGAGAAAAAAAGAUAAGAAAACUAGCAGUGUUACCGAGCAGCUAAAGGAGUACAUUGAUGAGGUUGACACGGCUAUUCUGAACGAGACGACGAAACCGCCGGAAAUCGUAAUAAUUGAUGUGGAUAAAGCUGAGAAAAUCUCGAGCAAAUCCAAACCGAAACUGAACACUUUCGGCAAGAAGCUUAAGGCUAUCACAAAGAAGAGCAAAAGCAAGAAAGAGGAGAUCAAAAAAGAGGAAUCAAAGAAGGAGGAAAUUAAGAAAGAGGAGUAUAGAAAACAGGAGUCCAAGAAACAGGAGUCCAAAGCAGUAGAAAAACCGGAGAAAAAAGAGUCAGAAAUGAUCCACAGCAGUCAGCAGCCAGUCGAUAAGUUGCCGUUGACCAGAGGAAGGACCGUUGAUACCAUGGUGAAGAGGUUAAGUCACGAAGGAUCUUCGCCUCCUCCAAAAACCAACAUAAUGAUCAGUCCAAACGUCUCAGUGCAGCACAACAAUAACCAACCAUUCUCUUAUACUAGAGGAGUCAGUCCUGAAAGGAAUCCCAUUAUUUACGCACAGGUCGUAUGUGGAAGCAACGGUUCCGGAGCUAAGCAAACAGUGCACACCACAUACACCAAUGGAAAGAAGCAUCUUCCACAUUCCGAUUCUGAUGAAGGUUUAGGAUAUGAAGAAAACUCGAAUUGCCGUGAAAAAAGCAUAACGCAUUUCGGAGAUGAAAAAUACAAUUACAGUGAUGAUAGAUUUGAUGAGGAGUUUCCCAUAACGCCUAAAUUCAAGAGCAACGGUUACAAUGGCUACACCAGCUACGAAAAUAAAUUCUCGAAAGUUGAUCAGAACGGUGUUUUUAUCGAUUCUUCGUCUAGAGGAAGAGGUGAUGGUAUGGAUUCCAAAAGACGCGAGAGCUUAACAGAACCUGAUCACGGUAUCUCGACGAAAUUCAGCGGAAGCAUGAAUAAUCUUAAUCGCAAAGAUCUGAGCGCCAGAAGGGAUUUGCUGGAAUCGAGGAUCAACAGGAGGUUCGGAGAUAAAGCUAUUAGGAAUUCCCCAACCAACGUUUACGUAACGGAAACUAGCUCACGUUAUUAUCGAAGCGGAUCUGCGAGUCCAAUCGGAGUCAAGGAGAAGUUCGUUUCGGAGACGAAAACAGAUAGGAACGGCGUUCAGUAUACAACGAACGUGCACACCAAAAAGUAUUUGGGAACGGACGAAAGGGACGGCUUCAAGGAUUACAGAUAUAACAGCUUUGAGAAUGAACCGAAGAGCUUUGAUUCGCAAAUCAGCGAUUACCGGUCGAGUCCCGAGAACAGGCAUUUCGAAACUAGUCACAGAACGAGCCACCACAGUAGUAACAACAAGUACACUGCGAAGACGGAAAAACUAUCCAAAGAUCGCGACUACUACAAGUCGAAUCCUGAGAUUGCACAUAGAGCGUACAACUAUGAUGAUCACAGGCGAUACCAAGAUAGUUAUCAUGAUUCGCUUAAACGAGAGAAGCACGAGGCGGUUAAUGGAAAAUAUUUUGAUCAAAACGAAUGCGAGAGAAAGGAUAAAUUUGGUGAUUCGGGUAUUGAGAAUGACUUCAGGAGGGAUUCGGGGGAGAGAAGACACAGACGUAAGGAGUUCUCCAACGAGAGUGAGGAUGAAGGUUUCGCGAGUUCUUUGUUAAUAGCCAGCGAAAGGCAACACACCGAAGAUAACUUUGCUAAGAGGAAUAAGAAAGGAUAUGACUCGGAUCGGGAUAGAUACAAUAGAGAAGAUGAUCCGUACAGACAUGUUGAGAGUAUGGAGUACAAGAGCUACAAGAAGCAGGACUACGCUCCACGAGAGAGGAGUAUCGAUGAUGGAUCGCACUUUGAUCCGAGGAUUGAUAAGAAUGUUGACAAGGAUAGGAGCACCCUAAAGAAGAUGGAUAAGAAACCACCGAAACCGGAGAAGAAGAGUUCCCUUGAAAAAAUGAAGCAAUUGUUUACGAGCAGCAAAAAAAAGAAGGAAAAGGAGAACAGUCUCAGGUCCAGCAGGUAUACAGAAUACAAAGGAGCCAGCAGGGUGGAGCCGAAAGGGUACAACAACAGUAGGAAGGAAAUCGCAGAUGUAAACACGGGUUACGAUUACAAUAACCGUAGACGUCUUUCGACGCCGAGCCCUUCGCCGCCCAGGGAACAGCACAGAAAUGGUAAAGCAGAACCUUCGCAUCACGGCAGUUGGUUCAAAUCUCUGGACAGGCUAUCACGGAAGAAAACUAAGAAGGGUGAAAGUAACCUGACAAGCACUGAAGACGAAAUUCCGAAACCGACGAAGAACUUGCGGUUCUUCGGAGACACCGAUAUCGAAUCGAACGACAGCGUCAGACACAAAUCUGCGUUGAAAUCUCGACCGGGUUUGUCGAGCCGCGAUCGCGUCCGCAGCCAAUCCUCUCGCGACCUGCAUAACAUCUCCGAGGAGUCCAAUCACAAGAAUGUCCACAAAUCAAUGUUGAACAUUAUGGCUGAUUCCGAUAGAGACAUCAAGGGUUCCAGGAUGAGCUUGAAACCACCGGCAUCUCCGGCUCACAACAGGAGCACGAGGGAUCUGUCCAGGUCUCGAGAGGAUAGAGGAAGGAGAAGGAAGAACGAGGUCAGCUCGGUGGAAAGCUCAACCGAAGGAGACAGCAGUCAACAGUCGCAGAGGAGCGUCGUUUAUUUACAUGCUGCAACUGUUGGAGAUAUACCUGGUCCCGGAUAUUUAAGAAACGGAAGACGUGCCGCCUCCAGAGAAGAACUUGCUUCGAACAGUUCAAGCCGCAUCCAACCUCAGGUGAAGACGCUAAGUCGAUCGUUCUCAGUGUUGGCCCCGUGGAAACCGCGCCACUACAGGGAAGGUAUGGACAUAGAUUACACGCAGUACCCGAAGCAAACGAAGAACGGGAAGUACGAGCAAAACAAGAACAGUUCUAGUCGGAAGGAGUCUUCGACGCUGAAGAAGAAGGCGCAGGAGACGCGGCGUUCCAAUCAAAAUAUGUCGACGUUGAAUAGGAAGUCGCGCAGCAAAGAGAACAUAAGCACGCUGAAAAGGGAGGUGAAAGGUUCCACGUCCAGCCUGUAUAAAAAGAAGGAGCGUCAACCUAAAGAGAACAACAGAUACAAUAGAGAUGACAAGAGGAUGGCAUCGAAGAGCAUGUCUGUAGAGUCUCUGGGAAGCAACAAGAGCGCUAGGAAGGGUGAAAGGGAGGUGUCCAGGUCAAUAUCUAUGCCCAGGGAUCCAGAGAAAAGUGCUGGGUGGUUCAAGAAGAGCAGCAGUAAAAAGACAUCCAGCAAUCAACGUGCAUGAUCGUCGAACUCUUCCACUCGUGUUUUAUUUUUGUUUUUACUUUUUUUUAUAUAAUUGUUUUAUUUUUUCAGAGCUUUAUGUGCCAUUUCCGUUCUCUCGAUGAUUUUUCCACAUUAAAUUUUUCGGAGAUGAACCCGGUCGAUUUUCGUGCCUUAACAUGUUUUAUAAUAUAUAUUUUUUAUUGUAUUAGCUUUAAGAACACAUCCAUUAUAAAUAAA